Molecule: messenger RNA, 824 nt
Organism: Carlito syrichta (Philippine tarsier)
Lineage: Eukaryota; Metazoa; Chordata; Mammalia; Primates; Tarsiidae
Gene: TMEM128
Product: transmembrane protein 128
Exons: 5
Coding region: 29-526 (165 amino acids)
Source: RefSeq, a predicted model, not a curated record
UCCGUCGCGCUUUGGGGGCGGUGUCAAGAUGGAGGCUUCUCGGGCCAGGGAGCAGCUCCGGCGGCGAUUCCUGCUGCCGCCGGACGUCGCGGUCCCGCUGGACGGGGAGGAGAACGUCGGGCUGGAAACUUCUACAGCUGUUGAGAAAAAGGAGAAACCUCUUCCAAGACUUAAUAUUCAUUCUGGAUUCUGGAUUUUGGCAUCCAUAGCUGUGACCUAUUAUGUUGAUUUCUUUAAAACUCUUAAGGAAAACUUUCACACUAGCAGCUGGUUUCUCUUUGGUGGUGCCUUGUUGCUUGUCAGUUUAUCAGUUGCAUUUUACUGCAUAGUCUAUCUGGAAUGGUGUCAUGGAAUUGAAGAAUAUGAUGUUAAGUAUCCAGCAUUGGUCCCCAUUACUACUGCUACUUUUAUUGCAGCAGGAAUUUGCUUCAACAUUGCUUUAUGGCAUGUAUGGUCAUUUUUCACUCCACUGUUGUUGUUUACCCAGUUUAUGGGAGUUGUAAUGUUUAUCUCACUCCUUGGAUGAUUUUUGAAGAGAUAGGGUCUUGUUAUAUUGCCUAGGCUGGCCUAGAACUCCUGGGCUCAAGGAAUCCUCCUGCCUCAACCACCCAAAUGAAUUCCAGGCAUGCACCACCACACCCAGCUAGAUAUGGAAGUUUAAAGUGAAUGAUUAAACAUCCAGCGACCUGAAAGCAUCGCAAACAGCAGAAAAGUUACACUGUGUUUUUUCAUCUGCCAAGUGUGUAGUUCCUGGGAAAAAUGGUGACUUUGUAUAUCUGUUGUUGAAGUUGAAAUAAAUUACAUUUCAUUUGCAUGUUCUUAAA